GCCGGCGUGGUUUUAUUUUGAAAGGUAUUGACCGGACGCGAACUCCUCGUCUGUUAGCGCUUCCCGUGCUUCAGGACUACACGCUGUACCUUCUGCAGAGCAGCAGAGUGGACGUGGGAAGUCAAGCUAACGUGGGUCUUAUUAUAGACUUUUGCAUAGUUUUUUUGAUACGGCGAUAUUCUAUGAAGUUUACUUUGAUAUCCGUGCGCUCAGAAAGGACUUUGAAAGCCGCUAGCUAGCUAACUGUACCGUUAGCGGUACAUCAGAGAGUUUGCAUUACAUCACCGUCUGAAUUACCUGCGUGUGUAACGUCAACUCACGUUACUGUUUUUUGGAGAAUCAAAAUAAUCUUUUUUCUGUAACCGAAGCGUUGACACGUUAUAGCCCAGUCCUCUGCUCCGCUGUUGGCAACGAUGAGCCGCGUGAAGGAAGAAACUCGAAGUGGGUCUCCUCACUGCCCCAAACCGGAUGAGUCUGAGGAGCCUCUGGGCACAGCCAUGGAGACUGGAGCUGCCAAUGACGUCAGUGUGAAAUCUGAAAAUGCGACAUCUGAGGUGGUCAUCACCAAGGAAAUGGAGGAUGAAGAGAAGAAGCUGAUGGAGGAAGGGGAGAGGAAAGAAAAAGAGAUGAUGGAAAAGGCUCUACAAACCCAGAAUAGAGAUUCACACGACAUGCGGUUCAAGAGGCUGCAGCAUUUGCUCCAGAAGAGCAACAUCUACUCCAAAUUCUUGCUGACUAAGAUGGAGCAACAACAGAGCGAGGAGAACCUCAGGAAGGAGAGAGUUGAAAAGAAGUCCAAGAAGAACACAAACAGUGCAGAGCCGGAGAAAGAUAAAAAGAAGAGGAAAAGGGAUGAGGAGUUCAAAAUAGCAGAUGUCAUGUCAAAAGAAGAAAUCUUAUCGCAGGCCAAGAAAACAAAAGUGGAGGAAGCGGACAUGGCGCCGGUCCAGGUGAAACUAGAAGCCGAAGACAUCGAGAAGAUGAGCGACUCCAACGAGGACAUCAAGAACCGCCUGUCGGAGACGGUGCGAGACAACGCCAAGCACCUCCUGCAUCCCCACAGGAAGGUGAACGGCGAGCCGGUCCCGGCCCAGCAGCCGCAGCUCUUCACCGGAGGGGUCAUGAGGUCGUACCAGAUAGAGGGCACCGAGUGGCUGAGGAUGCUGUGGGAGAACGGCAUCAAUGGCAUCCUGGCCGACGAGAUGGGACUGGGGAAGACCAUCCAGUGCAUCGCUCACGUCGCCAUGAUGAUAGAGAAGAAAGUGAUGGGCCCCUUCCUGGUAGUGGCCCCUCUCUCCACUCUGCCCAACUGGAUGAGCGAGUUCAAGCGCUUCACGCCAGAGGUGUCUGUGCUGCUUUACCACGGCCCCCAGGCGGAGAGGGCCAAGGUGCUGAAGCAGAUCCGUAGACCUCAGGGGGCCCUCAGCAUGUGCCCUGUGGUGCUCACCUCCUUCGAGAUCGCAAUGAUAGACAGAAAGCUCCUACAGCGAUUCCAGUGGAAGUACCUGAUAGUGGACGAGGGCCACAGGAUCAAAAACCUCAACUGCCGGUUGGUGCGGGAGCUGAAGAUGCUGCCCACCGACAACAAGCUGCUGCUGACCGGCACGCCGCUGCAGAACAACCUGGCCGAGCUCUGGUCCCUCCUCAACUUCCUCCUGCCAGAGGUCUUCGACGACCUCAAGAGCUUCGAGUCGUGGUUUGACAUCAGCACCAUCGGUGAAGCGGAGACCAUGGUUGCUACUGAGCGCGAGCAGAACAUCCUGAACAUGCUGCACCAGAUCCUGACUCCGUUCCUGCUCAGGAGGCUGAAGGCGGACGUGACACUGGAGAUUCCUCCAAAGAAGGAGAUCAUUGUUUACGCUCCUCUGACGGCCAAACAGGAGGCCUUUUACACUGCCGCAGUCAACAAAACCCUCGCCAAGAUGCUGGGCAAGGAGAAGACGGAGGCUCCCGUGGUGUUGACACCAGGUGGGCGGCCGAAGCGCGUCUGUCGAAAGGUGAUGGAUUACGAAGAGACAAACGGGGACACGCCGUACGACCUGGAGAAAUAUCUGGAGAUGGUCCGCAAGGAGCAAGAGCAGAGCCCAUCUCCGGUGCUAGAUGUCCAGAGCCCGCUGGACGCCCAGAUCAACCUGAAGCUGCAGAACAUUCUCAUGCUGCUAAAGAAAGCAUGUAACCACCCCUACCUGCUGGAGUACCCCCUGGACCCGGCCACACAGGAGUUCAAGAUUGAUGAGCAGCUGGUGAAGAGCUCCGGGAAGUUUCUCAUACUGGACAGACUCCUGCCUGCACUGAAGGAACGGGGACACAAGGUUCUGAUCUUCAGUCAGAUGACGUCCAUCCUGGACAUCUUGGUGGAUUACUGCUAUCUGCGGGGCUUUGAGUACAGCCGUCUGGACGGCAGCAUGUCCUACUCUGACCGAGACGAAAACAUGACCAAGUUCUCCAAAGACCCGGAGGUGUUCCUCUUCCUGCUGAGCACCAGAGCCGGAGGACUCGGGAUCAACCUGACGGCUGCCGACACCGUCAUCAUCUUCGACAGUGACUGGAACCCCCAGGCGGACCUGCAGGCUCAGGACCGCUGCCACCGAAUCGGACAGACCAAACCGGUGGUUGUGUACCGGUUGGUCACGGCCAACACCAUCGACGAGAAGAUCCUGGAGAAGGCCUCGGCCAAGAGGAAGCUGGAGCAGAUGGUCAUCCACAAGAAUAAGUUCAAAGGCUCGAAGGCGGAGCUGAAAAACAGCAAGAGCUGCAUCGAUCUGGAUGAGCUGAUGUCGCUGCUCAAAGCCAGAGGCACGGAGAAGGAGGUGAAAGCAUCGAGGGGGAAGGUGAUCAGCGACAAGGACCUGGAGCUCUUGCUGGAUCGCAGCGACUUGCUGGACAAAGGAAAGGAGAGUGUGAAGAAGGAGAAGGUGGGAGUCUUCAGAGUGAUCGAAGCCAAAGAGUCGUCUGAGAUCACGUUGACCUGAGAACACUCCAGUCUUCAUGGAGGUUUUCAUGAACUUCUGACCACAGUUCCUUCUCAAGAAAAAAAAAAAGCUAAAGCCGCACACCGAUGGCUCACAACUGCCGUCACAUGUAGAAGAAAAAAUGUCCUGAAACUGCUGUUUGUAGACUUUUCUGUCUUUUACUUUACCUGUCUUGAUAGUUUAAAAAAAGUUUCUUUUUUGCUUAACCACUGUACCCCUUUUUAAGGUUGUGAUUAUCUUUUGGGUUUUUGACAGCCCUCACUGGUCAUUUUCAUGCUAAAAGAUGACGAAAGAAAUAUUCAGUUUGCUCAGGUUUGUCAGCUCAGAGGAGGUCACCCACAACACAACAUUCCACUCGUGAAAAACAUUCCAAAUGUGUAGAAAUGACUGGUGGAGGCUUUCUUCACUUCAGGAAGUUUACAAAGAACAUUAUUAUUGUUGUUGAGUCUCCUGUCCUUGGCUCAAGCUGUUCUCUGACAUGGCCUAUGCACCUGUUUUACUAGAUGUAGUGACACGUUCUAGUCAUGUUAGUCCUCUUGAUCUUUCUUCGUCCAUUUCAAAACAGAUGAUUCAUGUUGUAAUCAAAGCACUUUCCUGCAGGUUAAGCAUACUUGUUCUUUUAUUUCUUUUUUUUAUAUAAAUAAACUGUUAUUCCAUGACUUUUAUGUUUUUGGUUUUUUUUCGUCAUAAAAAAAACAUUGUCCAGUCAGAUUCUGAUUUCUAGUAUUGAGAAGAAAUGCUCUCCAUUUUCCUAUCAAGGCCUAUGCCACUUUCCAAAGAAUGUAACUUUUAGGCCUUUGCCAGUGCAAUCUGUGGCAUUGCUUUCUUUUGGCUGUGAUGCUAAUAAAACAGUUCUCUACUUA
Anoplopoma fimbria (sablefish) is the source of this 3835-nucleotide messenger RNA. It is a transcript of the gene hells, whose product is annotated as helicase, lymphoid specific. The transcript has 23 exons. Gene Ontology annotation, molecular function: ATP binding; ATP-dependent chromatin remodeler activity; chromatin binding. Bases 414 to 2972 code for a protein of 852 amino acids. NCBI's taxonomy places the organism in Eukaryota, Metazoa, Chordata, Actinopteri, Perciformes, Anoplopomatidae. Gene Ontology annotation, cellular component: pericentric heterochromatin; nucleus. The record is from RefSeq and is a predicted model, not a curated record. Gene Ontology annotation, biological process: pericentric heterochromatin formation; negative regulation of gene expression via chromosomal CpG island methylation; DNA methylation-dependent constitutive heterochromatin formation.